Bipolaris maydis ATCC 48331 is the source of this 633-nucleotide messenger RNA. RefSeq names its product major facilitator superfamily domain-containing protein. Gene Ontology annotation, molecular function: transmembrane transporter activity. Gene Ontology annotation, cellular component: membrane. Gene Ontology annotation, biological process: transmembrane transport. NCBI's taxonomy places the organism in Eukaryota, Fungi, Ascomycota, Dothideomycetes, Pleosporales, Pleosporaceae. The record is from RefSeq and is a predicted model, not a curated record.
GCAUCGUUAGAGAAGAAACUCGUCCGGAAGAUUGAUUUGCGCUCUCUCCCCAUCCUAAUCGUCCUCUUUUUGCUCAAUGUCCUCGACCGAAACGCCAUCGCUAAUGCUCGUCUCGGCGGCCUGGAAGCAUCGCUAGGCAUCGACGAUGUGCAAUACCAAACAGCCGUAAUGGUACUGUGGGCCGGUUAUAUUUCCAUGAUGGUGCCAUCGAACAUGCUUCUGUCAAUCUUCAAACCGCGACUAUACUUACCCACUGUCGUUAUAGUAUGGGGUAUUGUGUCUGGCGCUACCGGCUUUGUACAAAAUCAUGCUGGAUUGGUGGCUCUGAGGUUUCUAGUUGGCGUCACAGAGGCACCGUAUUUCCCCGGUUGUAUUUUCUUCCUCUCCUGUUGGUACACGCGGAAGGAGUUGCCUAGUCGCAUUGCAACCUUUUACUCGGGGUACACGCUGUCGUCAGCCUUUGGUGGUCUUAUUGCGGCUGGAAUCGUUGAUGGAAUGGAGGGGCUGGGUGGCUAUCCUUCUUGGAGGUGGAUCUUCAUUAUCGAAGGUGCCCUUACGAUCAUCGUGGCGUUUGGUGGGUAUAUGCUUUUACCAAACUACCCCUCGAACACCUCGUUUUUGUCAGCUGAAGAG